AACUACCGAAGAAAAAUCAUCAUAACUUCAGAAAUGGAAACGAAAAAUUGCAAACAUUUUCCUCAUUUCGUUAAAAUAUACAGCUAUCCUGAACUAACCUUAGAUUACGCGAAAGAUCUCAUAGAAAAUAAAAAAAUAAAUGUUGAUGAAAUAAUAGAAUUUACGGGGACUUUGAAAACGGGGAUAAUGGUAAACAAGAUUUACAUAACGCUUAUUUAUGGUGCUGUGGUGAAUCAGGAUGAAAAACUAAUCGAUUAUCUCUUAAGUAAAAAUGCUGAUGUUAACAUAACAUAUGAUAACGAUACGGAUAACGUUAUUCACCGAGUAGUAAGAUAUGGAAAUGUAAAAUUGUUAAAGAAAUUGAUAGAGCAUGGCGCCGAUUUGAAUGUGAAAAGGGCUUGUUACUAUUGGAAAGGUAUAAAACAUUCAGUGCUGUACACAGCUAUUAGACGUCGUAAAUAUGAAGUGAUUAAGUAUCUCGUGAAUGAAGUUAUUACAAGCGAAGAAAUAGUGAAAGGUAUAACAGAUAUAUCGGAAAGGGUAUGGUUUGGUAGAUAUCUUAUCGAUUCAAGCAAUUUUUCUCUUUAUCAUGGGAAUUCUCUUAGGUUUCUUAAAUUAUUUUGGAAUAAGGGGAUUGAUAUAGUCGAAUACAAAUCACCUUCAAGUUUAUUGUCAAUUGUUUUGAUAAAAGCUCUUCAGUUUUCGAAUUUCAAACUAGCAGAAGAAGUGUUGGCUGACGGAGCUGACAUUAACUGUUCGAUUUAUCUCAAGGACAAGUCGUUUCCUCUAACAUACUAUUUUCUCUCAGAUUCUCUACACCGAUUGGCAUUUAUUGUCAGGCAUCCAAAAUUUAAUACAAUCAACGCUGUAACAGAAGACAAUCGUUCGAUGCUUCAUCAUCUAAUUUUGGAGAGAUUAGCAAAUCAACGUGCUGAAUUCUCUUUCAAGAGAAAUCUCAUUACCUUACUGACCGCUGGAAUAGAUGUUAACAUAGUUGACAGUGACAAUAAACUGGCAAUCGAUUGCAGUGAUGAUAAUGAAAAAGUUCAAUGUUUCAAGAGAUGUAUUGUCCUAUUGCUUGUUGGUGGUUAUUAUGUUUGUAACAGAAAUGUCGAAGCUGUCCAAGGACCAGAAUACGAUGUAUUACGUAACAGGUGCCGACAAGAAGUGGAAAGAAUGAAAUGUAUGAAAAUAGGUAUUAGUAGAAUGUCUUAUUAUGACGCGUUGCAUUGGUCGAUUCAUCAAAUGGCAGUUUACUUAAAAUUCGUUGAUCUAAACGAAAUAGCUUCUUUGAAUAAUUGUCUUUCUUAUUAUUGGAUAUGUAAACCCGAAAAAUUAAUGGAAAUGUUUCCUUUGUACGGGAAAUUCCUUCAUUUUAAGCUUAUUAAAGCUGCUCUAAGGAUUGAUCUGUUGAAACAGUCUGCAGAAAUCAUUGAGAGAACUAUCGAAAAAAAAUUCAUCAUAACUUCAGAAAUGGAAACAAAAAAUAGGAAACGAUGUCUUAAUUUCGUUAAAAUAUACAGCUAUCCUGAACUAACUUUAAAUUACACGAAAGAUCUCAUAGAAAAUAAAAAAGUAAAUGUUGAUGAAAUAAUAGAAUUUAAGGUCACUUAUAAAAUAGAUGUAUUCGUACAGAAGGUUUACAUAACGCUUAUUUAUGGUGCUGUGGUGAAUCAGGAUGAAAAACUAAUCGAUUAUCUCUUAAGUAAAAAUGCUGAUGUUAACAUAACAUAUGAUAACGAUACGGAUAACAUUCUCUACACCGAUUGGCAUUUAUUGUCAGGCAUCCAAAAUUUAAUACAAAUCAACGCUGUAACAGAAGACAAUCGUUCGAUGCUUCAUCAUCUAAUUUUGAAGAGAUUAGAAAAUCAACGUGCUGAAUCAUAUUUCAGGAGAAAUCUCAUUACCUUACUGACCGCUGGAAUAGAUGUUAACAUAGUUGACAGUGACAAUAAACUGGCAAUCGAUUGCAGUGAUGAUAAUACAAAAGUUCAAUAUUUCAAGAGAUGCAUUGUCCUAUUGCUUGUUGGUGGUUAUUAUGUUUGUAACAAAAAUAUCAAAGCUGCCCAAGGACCAGAAUACGAUGAAUUACGUAACAGGUGCCGACAAGAAGUGGAAAAAAUGAAAUGUAUGAAAAUAGGUAUUAGUAGAAUGUCUUAUUAUGACGCGUUGCAUUGGUCGAUUCAUCAAAUGGCAGUUUAUUUGAAAUUUGUUGAUCUCAACGAAAUAGCUUCUUUGAAUAAUUGUCUUUCUUAUUAUUGGAUAUGUAAACCCGAAAAAUUAAUGGAAAUGUUUCCUUUGUACGAGAGCCUCCUUCAUUUUAAGCUUAUUAAAGCUGCUCUAAGGAUUGAUCUGUUGAAACAGUCUGCAGAAAUCAUUGAAAGUAUUUUGUACUCUUUUCUUCCAUAUACUUUUAUAAGAGACCUAUACUCAUACUUGUCGAAUGAUGACUUGUGUAAGUUGAUCGAAACUUGA
This is a messenger RNA of Cotesia congregata, 2475 nucleotides long. NCBI's taxonomy places the organism in Eukaryota, Metazoa, Arthropoda, Insecta, Hymenoptera, Braconidae. The record is from the annotation of a GenBank genome assembly.